AUGAGCUCAGCAGCAAAUAUAACCGAAGACCUCUGCAAGAUAUGUGAUGGUAGGAUCGAAUGUGCACCAACAGCUAUCCUCCUUAUUUCUCUAGUCCAUACAUUGUACGGCCAUAUUGGACCGGAACCGGAUUACUUUGGAAAGAACAAAGCUCAGUUGAUGGGCGUGAAUAAGAAAUCGGAAAACAGUGACAACACUGAGAAUAAUUAUAAACCCUUUGUGAAAUAUAAAACGCCAGUUGGAGCGCAGAAGGGAAGCGACGAUCAACUGAUUUCCCACGACAAAGAACUCGAGUAUGACUUUGUUAUUGUUGGAGGUGGCACUGCUGGAUGUGUUGUGGCGAGUAGGCUGUCCGAAAAUAGAAAAUGGAGAGUUCUGGUAGUGGAAGCUGGUCCAGAAGAACCGAAGAUGGCACUCAUUCCUGGUCUCACUAGUGAAUUCAGGGGCUCCUCCAUGGACUGGCAAUAUUCAAUGAGACCAAAAAAGGGAUUCUGUCAAAAUCGUUUUAAAUUGGGCUGCGAAGUAGUCCAAGGCAGAGUCCUUGGAGGCACGUCAUCUAUUAACGACAUGGCGUACAUGAGGGGAAGCCCCGCUGAUUACGAUGAGUGGAUGCUCAACGGUAAUGAUGGAUGGAGUUUUAGUCAAUUACUGCCUUACUUCAAAUACUCCGAAGGGAAUUAUGAUAAAGAUAUCGCUAAGAAUAAGUUCUUUCACUCCACGCAAGGACCUUUGGACGUUGGAAGAUAUCCGUACGUCGAUGAUAACGUUGAUGUGUUAUUAAGUGCGUUUAACGAACUUGGAUAUAAUUACACUGAUAUCAACGGCCGGAACCAACUAGGUUUUAUGAGGAUACAGACAAUGUCAUAUUUCGGAGAGAGAGUGAGCGCGUAUACAGCAUUCAUUGAUCCCAUACGUAAACUGAGAUCUAAUAUUGUCAUCGAAACAGAAGCUCUUGUAACUAAAAUUUUGUUUGAGGACUCUCAAGGCUCUACCAGAGUAGUAGGUGUAGAUUAUAUUAAAAACGGUACAAAAAUAAGAGUAAAGGCAAAAAAAGAAGUCAUUUUGUGCGCUGGUGCGAUUAACACGCCUAAAUUAUUAAUGCAGUCCGGAGUGGGGCCGAAGGACUAUUUAGAGUUUUUGAACAUCAAAGUGUAUAAUGAUUUGCCGGUCGGAGGAAACUUCCAUGAUCAUCUGUCUGUCUGUCUACCAGUCGUCAAACUCAGUAAAACGGCAACUACGUCAAAAUUUUCGGAGAAGCUGAAAGAUAUAUCUUCGUACUACUCGAAAGGCACGGGACCACUAUCAGCUAAUUUUCAAGUUGUCGCUUUUAUGGAGACCACAUUAUCGGACGUACUUGGCACACCAGAUAUUGAAAUGAGAUUUCGUGGCCACGACUCCAAUAUGUAUUACGAUAAAAUUGAUAUGUGCGUUUCUCUUCUAACACCUAAAAGCCGCGGACAAGUUAUUUUGAAUGCAACUGAUCCAGUGUUUGGGAAACCUCUUAUUUAUCCAAACUUUCUUAAAGAGAAAUCGGAUGAGAAGAAACUGUUGGAAGGUGUACAUGAAGUUGUAAAACUUUUUGACACGGAAGUUUUUAGGACUGCCGCGGUUGAAUUCGAUCCUCGUCCUAUCCUGAACAAUGAGUGUAAAAACUAUGAAAAAGUCUCCGAAGGUUUUUGGGCAUGUAUAGUAAAACAUUUUUCAAGUCCGUUGCAUAAUUAUGUAGGCACUUGUAAAAUGGGGCCCUCCAAAGACCCUGAGUCUGUAGUUGAUCAUAAUUUAAGAGUAUAUGGCAUUUCAAAUCUUAGAGUUGUUGACGCUUCAAUCAUACCUAAAAUUACUCGAGGUUCUACUGCUGCCCCUGUUAUAAUGAUAGCUGAAAAAGCAAGUGAUUUAAUAAAAACAACUUGGUAUUAA
Messenger RNA from Parnassius mnemosyne (clouded apollo), 1917 nucleotides. Lineage: Eukaryota; Metazoa; Arthropoda; Insecta; Lepidoptera; Papilionidae. The record is from the annotation of a GenBank genome assembly.